This is a messenger RNA of Ostrinia furnacalis (Asian corn borer), 999 nucleotides long. RefSeq names its product tRNA methyltransferase 7-32. The transcript has a single exon. Lineage: Eukaryota; Metazoa; Arthropoda; Insecta; Lepidoptera; Crambidae. Gene Ontology annotation, biological process: tRNA methylation; cytoplasmic translation. Gene Ontology annotation, molecular function: tRNA methyltransferase activity. The record is from RefSeq and is a predicted model, not a curated record. Gene Ontology annotation, cellular component: cytoplasm. The coding region runs from base 128 to 991 and encodes 287 amino acids.
CAUCCAUUCAUGCAUCCCUGAGUAAAGAUUCGUAAAAAAAUCAUCAACAUCAAGCAAUAGCUAGAAACAACCACUUUAUUGGAUUGCUGAACCAGCCUAAAGAUUUUGCAGAGCUUAGGAAUACAAAAUGGGUAAAACUUCUAAAGACAAACGUGAUAUCUACUACAGGUUAGCUAAAGAAGAAGGGUGGCGCGCCAGAAGCGCAUUUAAAUUAUUGCAAAUUAAUGAAGAGUACAAUAUAUUCGACGGAGUCUUACGAGCAGUAGACCUUUGUGCAGCUCCUGGAAGUUGGAGUCAGGUGCUAACGAAAAAACUGCGACAAAACGCUGAAAAUGACGAGGACGUUAAAAUAGUGGCAGUAGACUUGCAGGCAAUGGCUGCUUUACCCGGAGUGAUUCAAAUCCAAGGCGAUAUCACGAAGCUUUCUACAGCUAAUGAAAUAAUCAAAGAGUUCAAAGGACUGAAAUCUGAUUUGGUGGUCUGUGAUGGGGCACCUGAUGUGACAGGAUUACAUGAUAUUGAUGAAUAUGUUCAGUCCCAACUUUUACUUGCUGCAUUGAACAUUACUACACAUGUAUUAAAACCAGGCGGUGUGUUUGUAGCCAAAAUAUUUAGAGGAAAAGAUGUAACUUUGCUGUAUUCUCAAUUAAAACAGUUUUUCAAAUUUGUUACUGUUUCCAAACCUCGGAGUUCCAGGAAUUCAAGCAUUGAAGCUUUUGUUAUAUGUCAAAGCUAUGAACCACCUGAGGGUUAUGUGCCCACUAUGGUAAAUCCCUUACUUGAUCAUAAAUAUUGUGAUUUUAAUCAGUUCACAGGACCAAACAGAUUUAUUGUUCCGUUCAAUGCUUGUGGAGACUUGAGCGCUUAUGACUCUGAUACAUCAUACCCAUUAUUACUUGAAGGCCAAAGUUCUUAUGAAUACAAAGAACCCGUACAAGGACCUAUUAACCCACCUUAUAAAGAAGUAUUGGAUAAAAUUAAAGGACCUUAAAAAUUUUA